AACAAGUGGCUAAUAAAAGAUCAAAUACUAAAAGAAACAGGUAAAAAAGUCACUUAGAGAGAUCUUCAUAAUUUAGCUGCUAAGCAAAAAAGUACUAAUGACAUGGAUUCUCUUUUAGCAGUUUUUAGUGAAUGUAAUGGACCCGAUCUUGAAAUUAAAGCAGAUGAGAAGCGGAGUAUUAAAUGGCAUUUUUUAUCAAGAUGCUGAAAUGAAGAAGUUCUUUGAUCAAUAUCCUGAAUUAGUUUUAAUGGAUACAACUUACAAACUGACCAAUUUGAGAAUGCCACUUUAUAUAAUGCUUGUUGUUGGACCAUAUGGUGAGAGUGAGAUUGUAGCAAUAUUUCUAACAGCAACUGAAGACUCAGUAACACUUAGUGCUAUGCUAGAUAUUUUUAAAGAAAAAAAUCUAAACUGGAAUUUAAUUUCAACUGUUUUUACAGAUAAAGAUUUGACGAAAAGGGAGAAUAUUCGCCAAGCCUUUCCGCAAGUCGCUCUCUUGUUGUGCAUUUUUCAUGUACUCAGAUGUAUGAGUAGGGAAAUAACUACAAAAAAAAUGAAUAUUUCAGAAGAUCAAAGAUUGAGUGCACUAAAAAUGAUUCAGAAAAUGACUUAUGCAUCAUCCGAGGAAAAAUAUGAAAGCAUUCGCAAUGAAUUUCACAAAGUUAUGCCGGGAACAGUUGUUAAAUAUUUUGAUGCUAAUUGGCAUGGUUGCAGAUAUGAAUGGGUGCAUUGUUGGCAACAACAAAAUGUAACAUAUGGAGAAAAGACCACUAAUCGUUUAGAGUUAAUUAAUCAUCGAAUCAAAGCUGUUGUUACCCUACUAAGUCCUUUGCUAGUCUUUUUCUAAGACAUGCAUGCGUCACGAAAGAGAUCAACACUAUAUAAAUUCAACUGAGCGUGUUCCAGUUAGUAUAAGCCACCUUAAUGCAACUGAGCGUCUUUAUUAUGAGCUACUUACUCCAUUUGCAUUUUCUUAUGUCAAACAACAGCUAGAUGAUUCAAUCAGUUUAUAAGGGCAUUUGGAAAAUGGAAUUUUGCAAAUGGAUAUAUGUGGUAAUAUAGAAACACUUCAUGAAGACAGUUGCAUUUGUUCUUUUUUUAAAUCUAUGGGUUUGCCAUGCAAACACAUGUUAGCUGCCAUAAGAAUUAAAAAAACAUCUGUUUUUUUAGAACUCGGUGU
Molecule: messenger RNA, 1180 nt
Organism: Hydra vulgaris (swiftwater hydra)
Lineage: Eukaryota; Metazoa; Cnidaria; Hydrozoa; Anthoathecata; Hydridae
Source: RefSeq, a predicted model, not a curated record